AUGAGGCUCAGCAGUCGCCAGCUCGCAGGCAGAAUGGUAGCAGGACAAGUUCAGAAACCGCCCGAGGAAAAAUGCCACCUCCGCAGGCUCUCCAAGACACCUCAUCCAGCAUCACCUAGGAGUCGCAAGAAGCUCCAAGUUAUCAUUUGUGUUCUGCUUGUGGAGCUAUUCGAAAGAUUCACAUUCUUCGGCAUUGUGUGCAACAUGAUUCUCUUCUGCACCGUUAAGCUCGGCUACGACAACUACUUGGCUGCAACAGUCAACCUGUGCUUUAUAGGAGCCAGCACCCUCACUCCUGUGCUGGUAGGCUGGUUUGCUGAAACCUGUCUAGGAAGAACUAAAGUGCUUUACCUGUGUGCUUUCCUCCAUUUCUUUGGUACGGCCAUGCUCCCUGUCGUGGCAUUUCCUUUUGAAGAUUUCUACAUUGACACGCAUCACUUGUGCCAUAAAUUGGAACCUCAUGAGCAGCAGGCCCUGUUCUACACCGGCCUCCUAGCUGCUGUGUUGGGCAUUGGCGGUAUCCGUGCUAUUCUUUGUCCAAUGGGAGCAUACAGCCUGCAAAGCUACAAUCAAUACCAGCUACUGGGCUUCUUCAACUGGUUCUACUGGUUGGUUAACCUGAAUUCCACUGUUGUGUUUCUGGGUAUUGCUUACAUCCAGCAAUCUGUGGCCAAAAAUCUGGCUUUCCUAAUCCCCUUCACCUCUGCACUAUUGGCACUCAUCGCCAUCCACAUGAUGCGCAACAAACUCACCUACAAACCCAAGAAAGGCGGAUCCCUGUUGACCACCCUUGGGGUUUUCUUAAACUCUCUCAAGAUGUGCUGCCUUCACUAUCGUCACCUUAGUGGAGAAGUGCCAUCAUGGCUGGACCGGGCCAAGGAGAACAAUGGUGGCCGAUACAGCGAGACUCAUGUAGAGAACGUCAAAGUCCUGGCCAAGCUCUUCCCUCUUUAUGGACUUCAGUUGUUCUACAGAGCCUGUAUCACUCAGAUCCCAUCAGGGUACUACAUUCAGGCCAUGAACUCAAACCUUCACCAUAAUGACGUCCUGUUGCCGAUCGGGACUAUGAAUGUGAUCAGCAUUUUACCUUUGCUGGUGUUGGCCCCACUGAUCGAGUGCGUUACAACCUUCUCUCUCUCCUUGGCAAAAACUCCACUUGCACCUACAAGAAUAAUUACUCUUGGACAUGCGUGUGCAGCUCUGUCUGUCCUGGUAGCAGGCUUGUCUGAGAUGCACAGGAAGGCUUACCCCCUGGUGGAGCAAACCCUCUCUGGGAAGGUUCUGCAAGUAUCGUCCAUGCCGUGUUUCCAGCUGGCUGCGCAGUACAUCUUACUUGGGCUGGCUGAGGCUCUGGUCACUCCAGCAUGUUCCCUCAUAUCUUUCCAACUGACUCCGGGCCACAUCCGAGGAAUCUCCUUGCACUUCCUCACAUUGUCCUAUGGGGGAGGCUGCUUCCUCGGAGCCCUCUGCAUUCAGCUGGUCUACCUCAUGUCUGGAGGUAACUUCUACCCAAAUGUGCUGCAUGAUGGGAACCUGGAGAGAUUUUUCUUCCUGAUGGCCACGCUGAUGUCACUAAAUACUUUUGUGUACUGGAGUAUAUCUCACAGAUACAUGGACUUGAGUGCGCAGGGUAAAGCGCUGACCGUCAGCCCGCUAACUGAGAAGUUGCUACAGUACAAAGCACGCCUGCGGUACUACGACACCAUGGAUCCCUCGUACACAAGCAACUCCUAUGAAUCGAUCAUAUGA
Molecule: messenger RNA, 1749 nt
Organism: Entelurus aequoreus (snake pipefish)
Lineage: Eukaryota; Metazoa; Chordata; Actinopteri; Syngnathiformes; Syngnathidae
Gene: slc15a5
Product: solute carrier family 15 member 5
Exons: 9
Coding region: 1-1749 (582 amino acids)
Biological process (GO): transmembrane transport
Cellular component (GO): membrane
Molecular function (GO): transmembrane transporter activity
Source: RefSeq, a predicted model, not a curated record